Molecule: messenger RNA, 1452 nt
Organism: Tachysurus vachellii
Lineage: Eukaryota; Metazoa; Chordata; Actinopteri; Siluriformes; Bagridae
Gene: hapln2
Product: hyaluronan and proteoglycan link protein 2
Exons: 6
Coding region: 144-1160 (338 amino acids)
Biological process (GO): cell adhesion
Molecular function (GO): hyaluronic acid binding
Source: RefSeq, a predicted model, not a curated record
UACUGAUAUUGGAUAGAAACUGUAUGACUGUAUUAGCAGAAGAGGCUCAAAAAAUUUUUUAACUGCUGAAAUCUUUUAAUUUAGGACUUUGAGAGAAGAGCAACAGAAGACAAAACUGAUAACAGGAAAAAGUACACUUAAUUAUGAACUGUGUGGCUUUUAUGGUGGUGACUACCAGUUUUCUCUCUUGGACUGAUGCAGUUAAUCGCUACUUCAGUAAAGACAAUGAUAAAACACUACAGUAUCUGAUGGAACCACCGGUGUAUGCUGAGAUAAAAGCACGCCGGGGAGAGAAUGCAACCCUGCCGUGUGUUCUGCGAACUGUACCUUCUCAAUACAGAGUAAAGUGGAGUAAAGUUGAUCCUCUUCAUACAGAAUCAGAAAAUAUCAUUCUCAUCAGUAAUGGGCAUGAGGUUAAGCACUAUGGCAUAUGGCAAUCUAAAGCAAGUCUUCGACAGAUGCAUGCUUUGGACAUCUCUCUCUGCCUCACCAAGCUGGAACUCCAAGAUUGUGGUCUCUACCAGUGUGAACUGAUCAAUGGUAUAGACGAUGAGCGUGUCACCAUUACUCUAAGCAUUGAAGGAGUUGUAUUUCCUUAUCAAAGCAGCCAUGGUCGUUAUAAGUUUACCUACUUUGAUGCCAAAAAAGCUUGCGCGGAGCAGGAUGCAACACUGGCAACAUACACACAGCUUUACAGGGAAUGGACAGAUGGUCUGGAGUGGUGUAAUGCUGGGUGGCUAAAUGAUGGGACUGUCCACUACCCUAUUCUGAAUCCACGGCCAGCUUGUGGGAAAGAUCUUCCUCCAGGGAUACGCAGCUAUGGGCCCCGGCACAAGACCAAGGAGCGUUACGAUGCCUUCUGCUUCACCUCUACCACUGAGGGUUCAGUGUUCUAUGUCCCUGGGCCUCUAAAUUUUUUGGAAGCAGCUCAUGCUUGUAAGGAGAAAGGAGCAAGCCUGGCCCUUGUAGGACAAAUCUACUCUUCCUGGAAGUUUUUAGGGUUGGAACGCUGUGAUGGAGGCUGGCUACAAGAUGGUAGUGUACGCUUUCCCAUCAUUAUCCCUAAGAAACGCUGUGGAGGACUUCCACAGCCAGGAGUUCACAGUUUUGGAUUCCCUAAAAAGAGUAUUAGUCUCUAUGGAGCAUAUUGUUACAGAUAAAUACCAACAUAGUAAAUGACUCAAUCAAGGUCUACACCAGUCUACACCAGACAAAAAAGUGCCACUGUAACACUUCCCAUAUAGUCUGGGAAUUAUAACUUUUUCCCUCUCAGCAAUAUGAGAUAAUGUUUAGACUUGAUAUUUUGGCAGUUCAGAAGACUAGAUUUGUUCCAUGGGAAUGCAGGAUUUUUUGGAGCUAAAGCUUCAACAUUCCUAUGUGUUUCUCAUGUGAGUCUGAAAUCAGUGAAUACUAUUUAAAGGUGAUCCUACAAUUAAUGUAUAAAUAGCUGAU